This is a messenger RNA of Physeter macrocephalus (sperm whale), 3189 nucleotides long. Its product is annotated as protocadherin alpha-1-like. The record is from RefSeq and is a predicted model, not a curated record. Gene Ontology annotation, biological process: homophilic cell-cell adhesion. Gene Ontology annotation, cellular component: plasma membrane. Lineage: Eukaryota; Metazoa; Chordata; Mammalia; Artiodactyla; Physeteridae. Gene Ontology annotation, molecular function: calcium ion binding.
AGUAACAAUUAGCAGCUUGUAAAGAUUCCACUCUCCUGACUCAGGGCACUAAGAAAGUUGUUUAGACCACAGAGUGAGCGGCCCUGUGUGGUUGUCGGGAGAGCCUAGAGGCUGGACCAGAGGUCCAGAGACUGGUGGACCUGGUGACUGCCGUGUGGUAGGAGGGAAUAAGCCCGGAAGCAACUGCGGAAGAGCUCACUAAGAGAUCUUUGCCUAGGAGCCAAGCUAGGCUGGAGAGAGCUGCACAACAGUCCACCCAACGGUUUUUCAUAAAGGCAAAGGUUCAACUUUAAAAGGACCUCCCCAGUGCCCCCCAAAAUUGGGAUUCUUUUGGCAUUUAGGGUCACUUGAGAUUCCAUAUACUGAUUACCAAAAACUAAAGAAGGAAGCCCCAUUUUGUCACUGCUGGAGAGAAGACAAAAAUGGUAAAGAGACGGGCUUCUCUGGUGGCACAGUGGUUGAGAAUCCGCCUGCCAAUGCAGGGGACACGGGUUCGAGCCCCGGUCUGGGAAGAUCCCACAUGCCGCAGGGCGGCUGGGCCCGUGAGCCAUGGCCACUGAGCCUGCGUGUCCGGAGCCUGUGCUCCACAACAGGAGAGGCCACAACAGUGAGAGGCCCACGUACCGCAAAAAAAAAAAAAAGAAAAAAAAAUGGUAAGGAGAUAAAUUAUUUCAAAUAUGAAGGGAAAAAAAAGGCAAGAGUUUAAAGUGAGAACGGUAGGAAAGGAGUAGUGCUUUUGCAAUGCUGUUUUCAAGGAGAGGUGGCUAGGGAGGCCAGUGCCUGCUGCUCUCACUUCUGCUCUUCGCAGUCUGGGGGGCUGGCAGCGGCCAGAUCCACUACUCGGUCCCUGAAGAGGCCAAACACGGCACCUUUGUGGGCUGCAUCGCUCAGGACCUGGGGCUGGAGCUGGCCGAGUUGGUGCCAUACCUGUUCUGGGUGGCGUCCAAAAGCCGCAGGGACUUUCUGGAGGUAAAUCUGCAGAACGGCAUUUUGUUUGUGAAUUAUUGGAUUGACCGGGAGGAGCUAUGCGAACAGAACACGAAAUAUAGUAUCCACCUGGAGGUGAUCGUGGACAGGCCGCUGCAGGUGUUGCAUGUGGAGGUGGAGGUGAAGGACGUUAAUGAUAAUCCACAGGUCUUUAGAGUUAGAGAACAAAGGCUAUUUAUUCCUGAAUCUAGGCUGCUGGAUUCACGUUUCCCGAUAGAGGGCGCUGCUGAUGCAGACAUUGGUACCAACGCUUUUCUAACAUUCACUCUCAGCUCCAGUGAUUAUUUCUCUUUGGAUGUACAGGCAAGUGAUGAACUGAGUAAGUCACUUUCGCCUGAAUUGAGGAAGUCUGUGGAUAGAGAAGACCCAGAACUUCGUUUAUUAUUGACAGCCACUGAUGGGGGCAAACCAGAACUAGAAGGUACAGUUCAGCUGCUGGUCAUGGUGCUCAAAGUUAAUGAUAACGCCCAAUGGUUUGCCCAGGCUGUGUACAGAGUACACUUAUUAGAUACUACUAAUGUUCCAGCAACUGGAACAUUAAUGACCACAUUAAACGCCUCUGACGCUGACAAAAGUGUAAAUGGCGAAAGUCUUUCCUUUGGCAAUGAUGUUUCUCUUAACAUAAACAAACAAACAAAAAAACAAAAACAAAAAUUCAAAAUUGAUUCCAGCUCAGGGGAAAUUAGGCUAAUUGGUAGACUGGAUUAUGAAGAAAUGAAAUCCUACGAAAUUCAGGUAAAAACAGUUGAUAAAGGAGGUCCCCCAAUGUCAAAUCACUGCAAGCUUUUAGUGAAAGUUCUGGAUGUAAAUGAUAAUGCUCCGGAAAUGGCGGUCACAUCGUCUUUGCCUGUAAGAGAGGAGUCUCCACUCAGCACCGUCAUCGCCUUCAUCUCCUUCUCUGACCGUGACUCUGGUGUCAAUGGGUAGGUGACCUGCACCCUGACGCCCCAUGUCCCCUUCAAGCUGGUGUCCACCUUCAAGAAUUACUAUUCGUUGCUGCUGGACAGCGCCCUGGAUCGCGAGAGUAUGGCGAACUAUGGGGUGGUGGUGACCGCGAGGGACGGGGCCUCGCCUUCUUUGUCGGCCACAGCCAGCGUGUCCGUGGAGGUGGCCGACGUGAAUGACAACGCGCCCGCGUUCGCACAGCCCGAGUACACGGUGUUGGUGAAGGAGAGCAACCCACCCGGCUGCCACAUCUUCACGGUGUCGGCGCGGGACGCGGACGCGCAGGAGAACGCGCUGGUGUCCUACUCGCUGGUGGAGCGGCGGGUGGGCGAGCGAGCGCUGUCGAGCUACGUGUCGGUGCACGCGGAGAGCGGCAAGGUGUACGCGCUGCAGCCGCUGGACCACGAGGAGCUGGAGCUGCUGCAGUUCCAGGUGAGCGCGCGCGACGCGGGCGUGCCGCCUCUGGGCAGCAACGUGACGCUGCAGGUGUUCGUGCUGGACGAGAACGACAACGCGCCCGCACUGCUGCCGCCCAGGUCGGGCGGCGGGGCGGGCGCGCUGAGCCAGCUGGUGGCGCGGUCGGUGGGCGUGGGCCACGUGGUGGCGAAGGUGCGCGCGGUGGACGCGGACUCGGGCUACAACGCGUGGCUGUCGUACGAGCUGCAGCCGGCGGCGGGUGGCGCGCGCAGCCCGUUCCGCGUGGGGCUGUACACGGGCGAGAUCAGCACGACGCGCGCCCUGGACGAGGCGGACGCGCCGCGCCAGCGCCUGCUGGUGCUGGUGAAGGACCACGGCGAGCCGGCGCUGACGGCCACGGCCACCGUGCUGCUGUCGCUGGAGGACAGCGGCCAGGCGCCCAAGGCCUCUUCGCGGGCGUCGACGGGCGCCGCUGGCGCGGAGGCCGCUCUGGUGGAUGUGAACGUGUACCUGAUCAUCGCCAUCUGCGCGGUGUCCAGCCUGUUGGUGCUCACGCUGCUGCUGUACACGGCGCUGCGGUGCUCGGCGCCGCCCAGCGAGGGCGCGUGCGGGCCCGGGAAGCCCACGCUGGUGUGCUCCAGCGCGGUGGGGAGCUGGUCUUACUCGCAGCAGAGGCGGCAGAGGGUGUGCUCUGGGGAGGGGCCACCCAAGACAGACCUCAUGGCCUUCAGCCCCUGUCUUCCACCCGGCCCCAUUAGUGGGAAUAGAGAAGAGCAGACGGAUGUGAAGGUUGAUCUUCCUGCUAAGAUCAUGAUUGCCAAGAACUGGAAUGAAAACUAA